Messenger RNA from Cladocopium goreaui, 3933 nucleotides. The record is from the annotation of a GenBank genome assembly. Lineage: Eukaryota; Dinophyceae; Suessiales; Symbiodiniaceae.
AUGGAACAUAUCAACGUAUAUCAACUGACUGGUCCCAGCGGCCAAUGUCUUUCGUUCGAGGCAAGUUGGCGUCGCUUCCGGUGCCGUCGUGAUGCUCGAAAUUCACAGCGAGAGCUGUUCGACAAGCGCUUGGCGGACAUUCAGAAGGUAGAAGGUCUAUUGCCCAACGAGCAGAGAGCGGCGCUUGUUUUCAAUGCUUUGCAGAAGUUCUUGUUGCGACCUUUCAUCUUCUUCUUUUCUGGCUCCGAGGAUGCGGGGAGGCUGGAUUCCUUGCUGCGAUUGGUGCGCAGCUCGGGGCAGCAACCGGCGCGGUGCAACAUUUUUGCCACGCUGUUGGCCGAUGAGGAGCUGCAGCGGCAGAGAACCUCAGCACAUAGCCGUGGUUUGCUGCAAGCACUUCUACAGUUGGGUCUCAUGCGGGAGGCCAUUGGUUUGUUGUUGAUGAUCCGUGAUGUCCUCUACGACAAGGCGAGUGGCGCUGCAGUCCACCCGCAGAGAUCACCUGCUGCCAUUGGUUUUCUUCUCAGGGGAACCCAGGUCUUGGAGCUGGCCUUGCCGGACCAAGUGCCAUUGGACGAGGAAUCUCAGUUGGCAGCUGUGGACCUGGUGCGUUUGGCCUGCAUAGGCAUCGAAGUCAGCACCGAAAAGCCGCAGCGGCAGCUUUUGAUGACGCUCUUGUCAGCCCCGGCUUUGCCAGAGCUAGUGGAGCUAAUGGAACAACCCAGGUUCUUCUUCGAUCGGCUGAAGCUUCCAGAGAGCUGUCAAGAUGCCAAGAUUCUGGACGAGGAGAUCAUGGGCUUGAAGCGCCUGGAGUGGUUGGCUGGCAACGUCGGAAUCCUCUUCCCACAGUUGCAACAGCCUCAAACGGUGAUUUCCUGGCUUAGUUGGAUCAAGGCAAAGCUAUCCUUGGACUUCUGGACAAGCAACCUGAAGGCUGUCCCAAGGCAGAGACUCUGGCAUCCGGCGCUGGCGAGAGAGCUGGCACGGGUGGAAGAGCCCAUGCUGGACGAUGUGCUGAGUUUCUAUUUCCAGGUCAUGGGUACAGUGGAUGAGUUCCGCCAGAAGGGAGCCAUUGGCGCCCUUCGGGAUGCAGCCCUCGAUACGAGGGAUAUGGCCACGGGCGCAGGUACCUGGCUUUGGGGAAAUGUGAAGUCCCUGGUGGGGGAAGAUGGACAAGACACUGCAGUGCUCAUCUUCGAUGGGGUGCCCCCACGUGGUGCCACAGCACCCUUGCAGUUCAGUGAUGGCCAAGUUGUGGAGGCAACAGUGAUGGAGGUGGAUGGUGUGUCAGAUCCCCCUAGAGCCCAAGUCAAAGUGGAAGGCAUUGAGGAGCCCUUGCUAGUACUCGUGCGGACCACCAACGAAGUGGUUCAUGCAGAGAAUGAGCCUGGCCUGCUGGGCAGCAUCAAACAGGAAUGGGACCAAACAGUGCAAGACUUUCGACAGAAGGGAGCUGUAGGUGCCCUGAAAGAUGCAACUAUGGAUGCGGUGGAUUUGGUGGGAAGCACUGCUGGCAAGGCAGUGGACCUCAUUGGCAACACAGCUGACAAAGCCAUUGAUGGGGCACGCUCUCUGAUAGAUUUAGACGCACCAACGGAGCAAACAGCCGAUCAGCAGAGCCAGGGUCAGGGGUCAACCCAGCCUCCAACUCAGCCUCAACCUGGCCGCGUCAUGCAGUUUGUGGACAGUGUGAAGACUGAAAUCAAAGACACGGUCCAAGAUUUCCGUGAAAAGGGUGCUGUUGCGACCUUGAAGGACGCUGCUAUGGAUGCAGUGGAUCUGGUUGGGAACACUGCAAGCACUGCUGUCAGUGGAGCUAAGACAGUUGCUGCCCCUAUCCUUGAAGAUUUCUGGGCUAAGCCGGAGGAAACAGCUCCGGAGGCCUCUCCAGGCCCCGCUGCCAGCAGUUCAGCGCCAGCUGAGAGAGCACCAGCUGCUGCCCCGGCUAUGGCGACUGCGGCGACUGCGGCGACUGCGGCGACUGCGGCGUCCGCAGCUUCUGCAGCUUCCACGGCCGCACCAGCUGCUCCAGCCGCAGCCGCAGCGGCCAUGGCAGCCACGGCAACUUCCCCGAGUCCAAAAGCUGGGUACGUAGCAACUCCUCCCAAGGAUGCAGAGGGUGAUGAUGGAAAGGCUCGUAAGUCCUUGGUGUCGAUGCGACGUGGCAUGUUUGAACAGAAAAAGGACGAAACCAAGGAAGAGCCCAAAAAAGAGGAUGAGGCACAGGAAGAGGAGGAGCUCGCUUUCAAGUCCCACCUUCUCGAGCGCUUGCGCCCAAGCGGUGAUAUCAAAAGAAGCCUGGGAGACUUCACCACAGCAUUCACCUUGAGGUUGCACGCCUUCACUUUGAUCUUCAAGUCGAAGUUGCAUGGGACCUUUGAUGCUGAGUUGGAUGACCCCACAGGUUGGUGGAGCCGUAUGGAUGCUCAACAACUGCUGCCGUAUCUGAACCGCUUGGCUUUGGCACUUCUGCGGGAUGAACCUGAUAGUCGAAACCUGCCAGUACAGGGCAAGGCGCUGCGCGUCAGCUUGUUGCUUCUCUUGCGCAGCCUCUGCGACCGCCAGCGGCGCAAAGCGCUGGCACCCGGCACCUGGUGGCUGGCACCAGAGUUGCGGAGUUUGCUGCAGGAGGGUCACCUGGCAGAGCUCAGUGCCCACGUCUCCGGCGCCUUAGGCGCCGAGAGCACGGCCACCGCGGCUCCAGCGGUGCCUGGGAGCCGAGAGCUGCUGGAGACGGUCCUGGCGGAAGCACCUCAGAUGCUGCCCUUCGAAGAUCGUGUUGCUUUGCUGCACGCUCUCAUCCUUGCAGACCAGGCUGAUCGGGAAGACACACGUGCAGACUGGGCGAGAGCCAGUCAGCCACGACAUCGCAUUCGAAGAGAUUACCUCAUGGAGGAUGGCUUUGCAGCUUUUGAGCGGCUGACUACAACUGCGGAGCUGCGCUCCGUCUUCGUUGUGGAGUUUGUAGCAUCUGAUGGAAGCCUGGAAAGUGGUAUUGAUGGAGGUGGACUCUUCAAAGAAUUCAUGAUCUAUGUUUGUCGCACUGCUUUCAGCCCUGAGUAUGGGCUUUUCAGUGCCAACAGCGACAACCGAAUGUACCCUUUCCCGGGUGCUUUUGCAAUGCAUCCAGAUGCCGAGAAGCUGUUCCGCUUCUUGGGCAAGGUGGCUGGCAAAGCUAUCUACGAGAUGAUGCUGCUGGAACCGCAGUUCUCACGCGCCUUCCUGAAUCGCGUGCUGUGCCGGGAGAGUGACAUCGAGGAUGUGGCUAGCGUCGAUCGUGACUUGCAUCGUGGCAUGUGGCAAACCAGACAACAUCCAAAUGUUGAGGAGUUGGGCCUUAGCUUCACAACAGCUGUGGAGCUGCCUACGGGAUGUAGUGAGGUGGAGCUGAUCCCUGGUGGUGCCCACGUGGAUGUGACCAAGGACAACCUGGAGAGAUAUCUUCAGCUGCUGACAGUCCAUCGAACCAGCACCCAGAUGGACCGGCAAUCCGCAGCGCUUCGGGAGGGCAUGGAGUGUGUUCUUCAUUCCUCCUGGAUCGGCAUGUUCGACGCUCGAGAGCUUGGGAUUCUCAUCUCUGGCUCUUCCACCGGCUUCAACGUUGCAGACCUCAAAGAGCACACGGUCUAUGCCGGAGGUUACAAUGAGCGCAGCCAAGUGAUCCGGUGGUUGUGGGAUCUGCUGGACCAGAUGGAGCCAGAGGAUAUGGGCAGCUUUCUGAUGUUCGCUACAUCAUGUAGCCGACCCCCACUCCUAGGCUUCAAGAGCUUCGACCCCAAGUUCUGCAUCCACAAAGUGAACGACGGGUCGCGUCUGCCAACAGCUUCCACCUGCGCGAACUUGCUGAAAUUGCCUGAAUAUCCCAGCAUGUUGGUGCUUCGAGAGAAGUUGCUGCAAGCCAUUCGUUCGGAGAGCGGCUUUGACUUGAGCUGA